AUGCAAGUGAGUAGUCCAGAAUAUGAUUCAUGCACAGUUAGAGAUCCAAUUGAAACAUUCACCACAGGCAAAGACUCAAUUACUCUUCCAGCCUCUGGUGAUUACUACUACCUUUGUGGGAAACCUGGCCAUUGCCAAAUUGGGCAAACAGUUCAUAUACAUGUUGUUGCUUCUCCACCACCAACUUCUCAAGGAAGUGUUAUUAAUCCAUCUAGAACAAGUGUUGCAUCACCCCUUACCUUUGUGUGGUUCUCCAUCAUGGGCAUGUUUGGAUUCUGCUUCUUCUUGGCUUUUUAG
Molecule: messenger RNA, 297 nt
Organism: Lycium barbarum (goji berry)
Lineage: Eukaryota; Viridiplantae; Streptophyta; Magnoliopsida; Solanales; Solanaceae
Product: mavicyanin-like
Exons: 1
Coding region: 1-297 (98 amino acids)
Cellular component (GO): plasma membrane
Molecular function (GO): electron transfer activity
Source: RefSeq, a predicted model, not a curated record